This is a messenger RNA of Lytechinus variegatus (green sea urchin), 3369 nucleotides long. RefSeq names its product histone-binding protein RBBP4. Lineage: Eukaryota; Metazoa; Echinodermata; Echinoidea; Temnopleuroida; Toxopneustidae. The record is from RefSeq and is a predicted model, not a curated record. The transcript is spliced from 12 exons. Bases 145 to 1431 code for a protein of 428 amino acids. Gene Ontology annotation, biological process: regulation of gene expression. Gene Ontology annotation, molecular function: histone binding. Gene Ontology annotation, cellular component: nucleus; NuRD complex; ESC/E(Z) complex.
UCUGGCCCUCUGUUGACACUUCCGUGUACAUUCCGCGCGACAUUUUUGCAUGUUUGGCGCGGAGGAAAUCUAUUGUUCUUGGCAGAAAACGUACUUUGAUUUUCACCUUUCCUGUCUUCUGUGAUACUAAGAACACCCACAGGCAUGGCUGAAAAGGACAAUGAAACGUUUGAUGAUGCUGUUGAAGAGAGGGUGAUCAACGAGGAGUAUAAGAUCUGGAAGAAGAACACACCAUUCCUCUAUGACCUUGUAAUGACCCAUGCCCUUGAAUGGCCAAGUUUGACCUCCCAGUGGCUCCCAGACGUCCAAAAGCCUGAGGGUAAAGAUUAUUCCAUCCAUCGUCUAGUUCUUGGUACACACACAUCUGAUGAACAGAAUCACCUAGUCAUAGCCAGCGUCCAGCUUCCAAACGAUGAUGCUAGCUUUGAUGCAGCACAUUAUGACAGUGAGAAAGGAGAAUUUGGAGGGUUUGGCUCCGUGAGCGGGAAGAUCGAGAUCGACAUCAAGAUCAACCACGAGGGAGAAGUAAACAGAGCGCGUUACAUGCCACAGAACGCCACCAUCAUAGCAACCAAGACUCCUAGCAGUGAUGUACUGGUCUUUGAUUACACUAAACAUCCAUCCAAACCAGACCUGAACGGUCAGUGCAGACCAGACCUGAGACUCCGUGGUCACUCUAAGGAGGGAUAUGGUCUCUCAUGGAACCCUAACCUUCAUGGCCACCUACUCAGUGCCUCAGAUGACCAUACCAUCUGCCUAUGGGACAUCAAUGAUAAGCCUAAAGAGAAUCGUGUGGUAGAUGCUAAGACUAUAUUCACAGGUCAUUCAGCGGUUGUUGAAGAUGUCUCGUGGCAUCUUCUUCAUGAGAGUCUGUUUGGAUCGGUUGCUGAUGAUCAGAAGCUCAUGAUCUGGGAUACUAGAGUAAGCAAUCUUGCCAAAGCAAGUCAUUCUGUGGAUGCUCAUACUGCAGAGGUGAACUGCUUGUCUUUCAAUCCAUACAGUGAAUUCAUUUUGGCUACUGGCUCGGCUGACAAAACUGUUGCAUUGUGGGAUCUGCGUAAUCUGAAACUCAAGCUUCACUCCUUUGAGUCGCACAAGGAUGAGAUCUUCCAAGUUCAGUGGUCUCCGCAUAAUGAGACGAUCCUUGCUUCCAGUGGUACUGACAGAAGACUCAAUGUAUGGGACUUAAGUAAAAUUGGUGAGGAGCAGUCUCCUGAAGAUGCCGAAGAUGGACCUCCAGAGCUUCUCUUCAUCCACGGAGGACACACAGCUAAGAUCUCAGACUUCUCAUGGAAUCCGAACGAACCCUGGGUAAUCUGCUCCGUCUCCGAAGAUAAUAUCAUGCAAGUUUGGCAGAUGGCGGAGAACAUUUACAAUGACGAAGAUCCCGACACGUCAGCGGCUGAUUUAGAACAACAGACUGCAUCAUAAAAGCUCCACUCUUAGAAAGAAAGUAAGAUCAGCAAAGGAAAAACAAAGACUCAAACUAUACUUGACUAUCAUUAGCCUACCCAUUAAUAGUGCCAUCACUUCCUUAUUCCUUCCUCUUUUCAAGAUUUGUUUGCCUGAUUACCUCUAUGGUACCCCCAAAAUGUCCUUAUCAUGUUUUUUGCUCAUUGUCUGUCUGGGCUCUAAAACAGAGGAUUAAAUAGAAAGAAGACCAGAAAAAUGACCUCUCUGAAAGAGCCCCCCCCAUCCCAAAAAAGUUUGAUAAAAGAAGAAAAUCCUGAGAAACCGGUCACUGGUCGAUUUGAGUUCUUCAAUAGAUGUCUAAUUUAGGAUAAUGUAAAUAAGUAAUGUGAUAGUUUUUCUAUGUUUAUUGAAGGUGAUCAAUACGGUUGUUAAUAUAGCCCAAGGGGGAUGUCUUGGGGAUAAUUGUCUUUGUAAGGGACGUACAGUCACGUAGAUUUCAGCAUAAAGGGUCAUGGAGAUCAGAGAGCUUAAAAGGAAGGAUUGAUUCUUGAGGAAUGGAAUGAAAUUAAGUUUUUGAAGGCUUUUUGGGACAUACUGAGGCAACUCUUCAUGGCAAUCCCUGUGACAUCAGUCAUUUACGGCACAAGUCUCGACAUUAAUGUUACUGAAAUGCACAGUCUACCUAGACUUUUCUCAUGAGGAUUUUUCUGUUCAUUUGCAUGUAGAGCAAAAUAAUUUUAGAGACAGCACAAAUUAAAACACUUAAGUUGUUGCUACUACAGUGUGUGUUUAAUCACAAAUGUUAGUUGGUGUAGGUACUCAAGCUUAACUACGGCAUUAAACAUACAUGUAUGCCUCACUGAUAUUUGCAUCUAUUCCAAAAAUACGAUUUAUAGGGUGGAGAAAUGGUUUGUAAAUUUCUGUGAAUAUUCCAUCUUAGAAUGGAGGGUGAUAAGAUAAUGGAAUAGAUAAGAUAACUGCACAAGCAUUUUAUGCUGAAUAUUAUUAUAUAUUUACCAAUGUAAUGCUCCUUUUUCCGUUGUACCUGAAUGAAAUUGAGGAAUAAUUAGUGAUACCUCAUGAUGAUAUGCUGAAAACAGACCAUUAUAUCUGUGCAAUUGGCACUGAGUCUUCUAGUGUUAACCUGGAUGUAUGUUUGAUACCAAAGCAGGAAAUACAAAUUCUCUUAUAAAAGAAACAAGUUGUUGGGGUAAGAAUGUUGCAUCUUCUCUAACUGUAUUUAUUCUGUUACAGUACGUUUCACUUCCUUUUGCUUUUUAAAAGCAAAUAUUCUUUGAUUGUUGUUGUCUUUGCUUCAGUUAUUCUGUGUUGAUUUUAUAAUUUUCCAAUUGUGGGAUGCUGUAUUAAUUUAUCUGAAGUACUGAAAAUGAUAAGUUAUUUUGUCUGCAGUCUGCAUUAAUUUGAACAGUGAAUUACGAGACCUGAGGGGUGCUUCACAAAGAUGUAAGUAUGACUUAGAGUCGCACUUUAAUACCGAGUUGCGUGUGGUAUGAAAGGCUUGACCGCAUUGAUCAUAUCGUGUCAAGAGGACACGCACUACUGCGAAUCUAUCAAUAAGAUCGCGUGUUGCAUAUCAUGUACGUGUUGGCAUUUAAGUCCCGGGAUUUAAGUGCGACUUAGGUCAUACUUAAAUGUUUGUGAAACACCCCCCUGGUACUGCUGCUCCCUCACUAUGAAGAAAGAGAGAGAGACAAAAAGGGGAAAUGUAUUCGACCUAAUUGCAGCAUCAGUAGUUAAUAGCAAGAGCGAUCAAAUCAAAUGAUUACUAUCAGUGUUUUGUGAUGCUUUCCAUGUAUCUUCCUCGUAAGGAAUUGAUUAUACAAUGUACAGUAUGUAUCAUUCUUUUUUUUCUACAAUAUGAAUUGUGUUCAGCCAAUGUCCGAUUUUCUGUAAUUCGGUGUAAAACAGUCAAUUAAAGGACAUGUAGUAUUUGUA